Electrophorus electricus (electric eel) is the source of this 1045-nucleotide messenger RNA. Its product is annotated as major histocompatibility complex class I-related protein 1-like. Gene Ontology annotation, cellular component: external side of plasma membrane. Gene Ontology annotation, biological process: immune response. The record is from RefSeq and is a predicted model, not a curated record. Lineage: Eukaryota; Metazoa; Chordata; Actinopteri; Gymnotiformes; Gymnotidae.
GCGUUGCUACAAUAUUCGGAAAAUACAAUAUUCGGAAAAUAUCACAACACAUCAAUAAGAAGAUGACUCACAGCAAAGUUGUAAUAUUCAUAGUUUUUGUUGUAGUGCGUUUCCAGAUGGCAUCACUAGUCUCUCACUCUCUUAAGCACAUCUCCACUGGAGUCACACCAGGGAUCAGUUUCCCUGAGUACACGCUUGUGGGUUUGAUGGAUGGAGAGCCGUUUGUGUACUAUGACAGUAACAUCGGACAGAUGGUUCCUAAGGCAGAGUGGAUAGAGGAGAACGAGGGUACAGACUACUGGAGCAGAGAGACCCAGAUUCAGAGGGAUUUUCAGGAGAUCUUCAGGACCAGUGUGGCUGUUCUAAUGCGCCGCUAUAACCAGACUACAGGAGUCCACACAUUCCAGUCCGUGAUUGGCUGUGAAUUGGAUGAUGAUGGCACCAAACGAGGCUAUCUACGGCAUGGCUAUGAUGGAGAAGACUUCAUCAGUCUGGAUCUGAAUACCAUCACCUGGACCGCAGCCAAUGCUAAAGCCAUUAUUACCAAGCAGAAGUGGGAGGUAACACCACUACUGGCAAAUUUCUGGAAGAGGUACCUGGACAUCACCUGUAUCGAGUGGAUAAAGAAGUACAUAGGAUAUGGCAGAGCCACCCUGGAGAGAAAAGUUCCUCCUGAGGUGAUCCUGUUCCAGAAGGACUCCACUUCUCCAGUGGUGUGUCAUGCUACAGGUUUCUUCCCCAAAGAAGUGAUGAUCUCCUGGCAGAAGAAUGGAGAGGACCUGCAUGAGAACAUGGAGCUCAGAGAGACAUUACCCAACCAGGAUGGAACCUUCCAGAAGAGAAGCAUUCUGACAGUCUCACCUGAGGAGCUGGACAAGAAUGACUACACCUGUGUAGUUCAUCACAGUGGACUGAGUUAGUGCUGAGAGUGGCUGAUCACAGAGUCCUGCUUCCAGGUUCCUCUCUAGUCAUCAUUGGUGUCUUGGCUGUUCUCCUCAUUCUCUCUGGUUUUGGUGCUGGACUUCUCAUGUGGAGGAAGAUGAUG